CUAUGAGCAGCGAGCAAACCGAACGGAGUGACGGCGAGUGCUGGACUGAAGCGGGUUAAACAUCGAGGAUGGGAAAUGUACGCUACGUUGUCUGAAGACUCUUUCCAGAUUGUGUUUGAAGAUCUUUGAAGUGAAAUGGCUUUAUUUAAGAACAACUUCUGGGGGGAGAAGAAUGCCGGCUUCGACGUACUUUACCACAACAUGAAGCAUGGCCAGCUGGCAACCAAAGAGCUUGCGGAGUUCGCCCGAGAGAGGGCGGCUAUCGAGGAGACUUACUCCAAAUCAAUGAGCAAGCUGUCUAAAAUGGCCAGCAAUGGAAGUCAGCUGGGGACAUUUGCGCCCAUGUGGGAUGUGUUCAGGGUGUCUUCAGACAAACUGGCCCUCUGUCACCUUGAGCUGAUGAAGAAAAUGAACGAUCUCAUCCGGGACAUCAACAAGUACGGAGAUGAGCAGAUCAAAAUUUACCGCAAGACGAAGGAGGACAUGGUGGGCACGGUGGAGGUGGUGCAGGCUCUGCAGGUCCAGAGCGGUCACCUUCAGAAGUCAAAGGAGGGUUACCAGGCCAAAUGUUUGGAACUGGAUCGGCUCAGGAAGGAAGGAGCUCCACAGAAAGAACUGGAGAAGAGGUUUCAAGAAAUCGAGGAGGCUCAUUUGCGACAGAUGAAACAGCUGAUUAAAAGUUACUCCCACUCCAUAGAGGACACCCAUGUCCAGGUGGGACAGGUCCAUGAGGAGUUUAAGCAGAAUGUGGAAAACAUCGGCAUCGAUACUCUGAUUCAGAAAUUCGCAGAACUGAAAGGCACGGGCAAAGACCGGCCAGCUCUGGUUGGGUUUGAGGAUUUCAUGACAACUUUGACUCCUGAAGGUGGGAAAAAGACUCGAACUAAAGCCUUCAGAAUCCCCGGACUCGGCAAGAGGGACAAGGAGCCGGACUCUACAGAUUCAGCUGUCGCAGACGCACUGAAUUCACCUCUGGAAGUGGACGAUGAGGGCUUCGUCAUCCGAGCUGACAGCACCCAGAAUGGCUGCGCUGAAGAAAAGGAGAACAACUUCUACUCCAGCGAUUCAGACUUCGACGACGAGGAGCCCAAGAAGUUUCACAUCAAAAUCAGGCCGGUGGCCGGCAACAAUCGUAGCAGCUCUGUUGCCACAGAGAAGGAGCUGAAAGCCACCGUGGGGGCGCUCACUCUGCCGCCCAACAGAGGAGCACGGCAGCAGGUUUCAGUCAAGUGGCAUCUCUCCAGAAACUCGAGCACAGCAGGAGUUCGACUAGAGGAGAGUGAGACUUCCUCUCAUCGAGAUGGAGAGCAGGAGAGCCUACGUAGGUCCACCUCCAGCCCGGAUCACAGCAGGUUAAGUUCAACGGCGUCGGGUUCAGACAGCCUUUUCGGACCGCCGCUGGAGUCGGCCUUCAAGUCCAAAAGCUUCGACAGUCGGAACCAGCUCAGAGAGCAGAACAUGUUUGGUGCCUCUGAAUAUGCUGCCUUCUCAUCGGACUCCUCCUCGCCGGAGAACGUUGAGGACUCCGGCCUGGACUCUCCCUCCCAUCAGGCUCUUGGGCCGUCCCCCGAGCUGGUGGGCUGGGCAGCCUGGCCCCCCGUGUCUCAGAGUAAAGRCCAGACUCAGACCCUGGGCCGACCUGCGGACCCUUUCCUCUCUGCGUUCCACGAGCCGUCCUCCGGACGCAGCUCCAACCCGCAGGUCGAGUCCGCCGGCGUCUGGUCGCGUCCGUCACGCGUCCCCCUGGAGGCGGACCCCUCCUCCGUGCGGUUCCCUGCUUUCCCUCAGACGCUGCCCCCGCCUGACGUGGAGUCGUCAGUGUGGAACUGCAAACAUAUCCCCCCCGAGGACCCCUUCCUCGCUGCGUUUGACAGGUCCAUCACCCAGGAGGUGUUGAACCUGUCUGACGCCUGGACACGCCCACCGCCCCGCCAYGCCCAGGAGCUCAGAGGGAAGGAGAUUCACGGGGACCCGUUUUCGGUCUCCCUCACCGACACGAAGACUCUGCCUGCCCCUUCUUCCUCCUCCUCAUCCUCCUCCUCUAAUCGCAAAGACAGAGACAGGAAGCGAGACCGCAGCCUCCCGCCUCCCGUCUCCACCGACGACCCGUUUGCGAUCACGAUGAUUGGCAGCCCGACGCACCAGUCCUCGCUGGCUGCAGCAGCUGGAACAAUCCCUCCACAUGGCAGCGCCAGGCCCGGGGGCGACGCAGGGUCCAGCUCUUUACCUACGGCUCAGCCUAAGAAGGAGACGCUGCACUGGAACUCUGCGCACAACCCGUUCAACGAGAGCGCUGGCUCCACUUCACAGGAAGUGGGAGUUAAAUCUGAAGGAGGAGCAGAGAGGAGGAAACACCGGUCAUCAGAGAGCGAGCCACGCAGGAACGCCCCUCCCCUCACCAGGCACUCGGGACCUCAGGAGGAUCUGUGUUUCUCUACAGACAAAGAUGAAGACUGUCUGGAUCUGAACACUCAGAUGAGCUGCAACAUGAGCGCUCACAAGGGUUCCAAACUGAACUACAGAGCGGACUCUUCUGAAGCCGUCACGUCGGUACCUCAGAAAGUGACCCGAGCCAAAGGGUCCUCCGCUCGACUCGGCGGCUGUGAGAGGUCGCGAUCGCUGUGUUCCUCCCCGCUGCCGGAGCCCAGCCCCUCCCUCACGUCCUCCUCCUCCUCCUCCAGCCCCAGCGAGUGGGGGGUGCAGAACCGAGCGCCCAGCCCUGCCCGAGCGGGUCAAGCCUCACCGCUGCCCUACCAGCAAAGGCCGUUGCACCUGUCCAGAGGUCCCAGCCCCAUUUCCCUCAGCACGCAGGACGCCUGGCCCGUGGCGGCAGCAGUAACAGAAUAUAUCAACGCCUACUUCAAAGGAGGACAGCACAACCGAUGUCUUGUGAAGAUCACAGGAGACCUCACCAUGUCCUUCCCAGCUGGAAUCACCCGGAUCUUCACCGCCAACCCCAACGUUCCCGUGCUCAGCUUCAGGCUGGUCAGCAUCUCAAGGGUGGAUCACUUCCUGCCCAAUCAGAAGCUGCUCUACAGUGACCCGUCUCAGAGCGACCCCGACACCAGAGACUUCUGGUUCAACAUGCAGGCUCUGCAGCUCCACCUGCAGAGAGAAGCCCAGCUCAACCCCCAGGCUUCGUACUACAACAUCGGCCUGCUCAAGUAUCAGACGUCCUCUCAGGACCCGGGUCGGGCUCCCCUCCUGCUGUCGGCGGAGUGCCAGCGGAGCGGCACGGUGACCCGGGUCUCCCUCGACUACCACUGCUGUCCCGCCACGGCGCCGUCCACCCAGCUCACCGCCGUCCAGGUGCUGCUGCCUCUGGACCACAGCRCCACGGAUCUGCAGUGCCAGCCGCCCGCCUCCUGGAACGCUGAGGAGAGAAGACUGCUGUGGAAACUCCCCAACCUUUCCCCGACCAAUCACAGCAAAGGUGUGUGUGUGUGUGUGUGUGUGUGUGUGUGUGCGUGGUACGUUUGGUUCUGUCUUUUUCUGAAGAAAAACUUUCCCUGUUGUGUUCUGUGUGCCUUUGUAAGCAGAAACUGCAAACUGAGCUCUUUUUUUUGUCUGAAAACAAUGAUUAUACUGAAGCUGAGUUGCCAUGAAACCAACAUAUUUAAGCUAUGUAAAUAAUGUAUCUUUAGUGCAACCUGAAGGAUCAAAGAAACAUGUUCAAAGGUCUACCAAACUGUAGGAAAAUAAAACUAGUUUAUAAAUCUGA
Messenger RNA from Austrofundulus limnaeus, 3721 nucleotides. RefSeq names its product FCH and mu domain containing endocytic adaptor 1 (gene fcho1). The record is from RefSeq and is a predicted model, not a curated record. Gene Ontology annotation, cellular component: cytoplasm; clathrin-coated vesicle; plasma membrane. Lineage: Eukaryota; Metazoa; Chordata; Actinopteri; Cyprinodontiformes; Rivulidae. Gene Ontology annotation, biological process: clathrin-dependent endocytosis; clathrin coat assembly.